UUGCGUAAGAAAUCGGUAUACAAAACUGCCUUCUACAUAUAUACCACUGAAUACCACCUGCUACAAGCAAUUUGCAGAUUUGUGGUCUCAAUUAAAAAAAUGCUAUCCUACCUAGUCCUUCCAGCUCAUUUAAUUCAUGUGCUUCCUUUUUGCAUCUCCCUCAUUCUCCACAAUCUUUACUCUGAUUGGUUGCAAGAGGACUAAUGCCUAUUUUAUUUCUGGUUAAUCUAAUUAAGUAAGAACCUGGAACUGUGAUGUCAGUGUAUUAAUAGAAGGAAGUAACGCUUCCUGUAGUAAGGACAGCAAUUCUGGCCCCUUUAGAAGCAGGUCAAAAAUAAAGUAAGACAAGCUGCAAUAAUAACACCAACUCGUUCUCUGAUAAUAUAGCUUCAAGUAAGAUUAUGGCUCGUGGACUGCAGAUAAAAGAUGAAGACAGUGGCUAUAAUAAAAACCUAUUUUGCAUUCCUAAGUAGGAAUUCUAAGGCAUUCUAAGUAGGAAUUCCUAAGUAGAAGAAGACUUAGAAAGAGUUUUCAUUCCUCAUGGACUCAUCCUGGACAGGACAGAACGCUUGGCUAGAGAUAUCAUGCAAGAUAUGGGAAACCACCACAUUGUUGCACUCUGUGUCCUUAAAGGAGGCUAUAAAUUCUUUGCUGAUUUGCUGGACCAUAUAAAAGCACUAAAUCAAAAUGGUGAUAAAUCUGUCCCCAUUACUGUGGAUUUUGUGAGAAUAAAAAGCUACUGUAAGGAUACACCUACAGAAAAAAUCAGUAUUGUUGGAGAAGAACUGUCUACACUAAAUGGGAAGAAUGUGUUAGUAGUAGAGGAUAUUAUUAAGACUGGUAGAACAAUGAAGGCACUACUUUCAAAACUAAAAGACAAUGAACCAAAGAUGGUAAAAGUCGUAAGCUUGCUCAUCAAAAGGAUAUACCGAAGUCCAGGCUAUAGACCAGACUACAUAGGCUUUGAAAUUCCAGAUAAGUUUGUGGUUGGAUAUGCUCUUGACUAUAACGCAUACUUCAGAGAUCUAAAUGUAAGUACACAGAAGUGCGCUUUGACUGUUAUGUACGUGAGUGUUAGCACGGAUAACUAACAGAAAAUAUUAGUUUCUACUAGGAGAUUCUGGUCAAUUAAUAAAACUUCAAAUCUGACUUGAUGCCUCCAUUAAAAGGGUGACAACAUUAUUAAUAUGCCAAGAUGGCAGUUUAAUGUAAAUGCAUGAUAACUUGUUCAUGCCUUACCUUUUUAUGCAACUGUUCUACAAGUCUUGUGGCCCAGCCUUCCUGUACAGUAUUUUGAAUCCUCCAAGAUGGUUUUCAGCACAUAAUCUGCUGGCCCCAUCUAAAAAGAAAGUAACUUGCAAUUUGGUUUUGAUUUCAUGUUUCUAUUAGAAAAGAGCAGCAUAAGAUUUCACUAGUAAAAAUUUUUAAAUGGUAAUAGACUGGACUGUGUGUGAAGGUGUUUCCCACACUGUAAAGUAUGCGCCUCAAGACCUUUUUCCUUUGUUCCAUUAUAGUCUCCCUAUGCUGCACUGAGUUGUAAACAGACCCUGAUAGAAAGAGUUGAUCUUUUUUUUCCCCUUGCUACUGUUCAAAAGCAUCUUCAUAAAUAUGGCUAAGUGGAAAAGUGUCUCAUUUGAAAGUCUUUAAGAAAAAAACAGUUCUGUAGAAGACACAUAACAAAUUUGCAUUAUUGCAAAGCAGUGUGGAGAAGGGCAUGAUAGAUGAACAAAACUGGUCUCUUCCAGAAGACACAAUUUCUCUGUGAAUUAGAUGAAAUUUGAAGCAACAUUAACACUUCAAUUUUACAGCAAGUAGUAAAGUUGCAACCAAACUCGCAAAGCAUAAUGUCUUAGUUCCAAUAUUAGAACACAACCAGGAAUAAAACUGAAAAUAAUUCUUGUGUUUACUUUGAAGGUACAGAUUAAUUGAAGUUGUACACUUUUUUUUUUUUUUUUUUAGCACAUCUGCAUUCUGAUAGAGAGAGCCAAACAGAAAUAUAAAAGCUAGUAAUGUCAGACUUCUGGAGUAACAGUGCAUGGAUGAAUAUGGUAACCUACUACUCAUGUCUGUUUCAUUGAAGAACUGAAUGUUCCUAAGGAUACUCUUCUGUAUAUUUUUCCUAUAAUGAUAUGUGAAACAGCUUAAGAAACAUGAAUGCUUAAGUUUCAGUGAAACCUUAACAAAAUGUUGGCCAUAAAAUAGAUAUUAUAUUCCAUUGGAAUCAUACGAGAUAGAGCCAGGACAUGCACAUGUGUAUAUAAUUACAUCUGGGUUUUUAUUUACUAUAAUAAGUAACAUAUCAUGCAUAUUGUAUAAAAACUGUAGUUACUUAAAAUAUAUACACCUGGAUAACACUGGAAAAAGUAACCAUCAAGGUAAUUAAAGUGAGAUUAGUACUUAAACAUUCCAUUGUCAGUUUAUGUGUUGUUUGUUUUUAUUGUUUGCAGAAGGAAGGGGUCUCACGUUCCUCACACUAUUGUGACCUUAGCUGAAAUUCAGGAAACAAAUUAUUAGCUGUUAAGACUGGUGAUAAACCAUUAUCGCAUGAAAAUACUUCAGCGAGCCACCUGUUUGCUCCUAAUGAGAACUGGCAGUUAUACUGCCCAGACACUGCAACAACGUUGAGAUGCUCUCUGACACCGCAUUGUUUCUUUCCUACAGUAAACGAUUAGAACAGGCUUGGAGACCUUAGUGCUUAGGUACACAAAAGCAAAGAAAUAAACUAGCAAUCUGUGCUUAAGAGAUUUUGCUGAUGCCCCUCAGCUUUUAGCAAAGCCCUAGGCUACAGCUAAGAAGCCUGACAUGUCAGUGGUGCUUUCCAGGAGCUCGUGAGGGCUGGGGACUGUCAUGUGUCACAUUACCAGCUCCUCACACUUGGCAGAGGAGAAAACGAGCGCCCUUACCCAAAGCA
Cygnus olor (mute swan) is the source of this 2911-nucleotide messenger RNA. Its product is annotated as hypoxanthine-guanine phosphoribosyltransferase-like. Gene Ontology annotation, molecular function: hypoxanthine phosphoribosyltransferase activity; magnesium ion binding. The transcript has 8 exons. The coding region runs from base 585 to 1091 and encodes 168 amino acids. The record is from RefSeq and is a predicted model, not a curated record. Gene Ontology annotation, biological process: hypoxanthine metabolic process; purine ribonucleoside salvage; GMP salvage. Lineage: Eukaryota; Metazoa; Chordata; Aves; Anseriformes; Anatidae.